Fusarium venenatum is the source of this 447-nucleotide messenger RNA. RefSeq lists its product as uncharacterized. The record is from RefSeq and is a predicted model, not a curated record. NCBI's taxonomy places the organism in Eukaryota, Fungi, Ascomycota, Sordariomycetes, Hypocreales, Nectriaceae.
AUGGCCCGCGACACAGACUCCCCUGAUAUCUUUACAUCUUUCUCAAAAUGCAUUGUCUACUUGGACAUACUUGUACGGGAAACAAAGCACCCGGCAUAUAAUUUGAAAGACUCUCCACCAGAACAAGACAUCCGGGAUAUUCGCCAGGACCUUAACCAGUGGGGCGUAGCAUACGGGGCAAACCGUAGUAUAUCUUCUACCUUGUCACUCGAUUACAAGUUUCAAAAAUAUGACUAUACCAGAUCUACGAUACUGUCGCAGCUUGGGCACUUGGUAGAGGAUUUGGAGGGUCUCCAGAAGCUAUAUAAAGGAGAAAGCUACCAAGGCCAGUUAAGAGUAAUAUUUGGUAGAGUUGAAAGUGUGGUCAAUGAGUUAAUACGUUUCUUGGGGCAUCUUCCAAAGGAGCUAUGGCUUGAGCUGGACAGGCGAGGCGAGAUGUCCAUGUAA